Molecule: messenger RNA, 2436 nt
Organism: Orycteropus afer afer
Lineage: Eukaryota; Metazoa; Chordata; Mammalia; Tubulidentata; Orycteropodidae
Gene: DNAI3
Product: dynein axonemal intermediate chain 3
Exons: 20
Coding region: 1-2436 (811 amino acids)
Biological process (GO): inner dynein arm assembly; cilium movement involved in cell motility
Cellular component (GO): inner dynein arm
Molecular function (GO): dynein heavy chain binding; dynein light chain binding
Source: RefSeq, a predicted model, not a curated record
AUGGUUGUGACAUGCAGUCAUCCUGAAAUUUUUCCUGUGGUAUUAACUACCAAGACCCAGGAAAUAUUUAACUGCCGAAUAAAUGAAGAUAUGACAGAUGAACAACCUUAUAAACUUCUCAAAAAAGAAGAUAUCAUUGAGGACUUGCACAACAGAGCUGCAGUAUCUGAUUUCCACCCACUCAGAAAAAUUGUACGGGAAUAUCCUGGAGAGGAGCUUCUGCUUGUUUAUGACAAAGAGUUCAAAUAUGGACUUAACUUUUAUCUUAUUGGAACUGAAGAGGGCAAGGAAAACUAUUUUAAAAUUACGUAUAUGAUAACCCGGAAACGAAGUGAAUUUGGAGCACCAAUUAAGUUCAGUGACCAUAAUGCUUCCAGUGUAAAAGAUACCUAUAUUGAAUGUACAGCCUAUCCAGAUAAAAACUUUACUGUUAAACAGCUUGAGAAAGAUGUUGGCAUGCAAGUCGUUCCCAAAAUCAAUACCAUAAGUACUCAGACAAAAUGGACAUAUCCCAAAAAUGCUAGUACACAGUAUUGUCCAAGAGAAUUCUCAGAAGAGGAAAGAGAGACACUCGGACAAUCAAAAUCUUUGACUGAUUUUCUUAACAAUGUGUCUGUAAGUGUUGAAAUAGCCCUGCAACAAAAUGAAAUCAUGAACACAUUUAUUGAUGACUGGAAAAACCUGGCCGAAGAAGAAGGCACUUUUGGGGACAAGAGUGAUACUCACCUGAAAGAGUAUCAGUCCUUUACCGACCUUCACAAUCUAACAGAGAAAACCAUUACCUGUGUCUCAUGGCAUCCAACUAUCUAUGGGCUAAUAGCUGUGUCAGUAGCUGUGCGGCUUUCUUUUGAAGAGAGAAUCCACUUUUCUGGCAAAUUGCUGUUACAGCCAUCACUCAUUCUUUUCUGGAGUUUCUCUGAUCCCAUACAUCCUCAGUUAAUGCUGGAGAGCCCGGAUGACAUCUUCUGCUUCAAGUUCUGUCCCACUGAUCCUAAUAUCAUUGCUGGAGGUUGUAUAAAUGGACAGAUCGUCAUGUGGGAUAUAACAGCACAUGCAAGUCGCAUAGAAAACAUUAAAACGGGUAGUAGUAGAAGUAAAAAAGUCACGCUCAAGCCCAUGUUUCUCCUUGAACCAGGAAGUAAUAAAGAAGUAAUGUAUAUCAGACACUGUGCAGUCUCUUCAAUAGAAAACGGACAUAAGAAAGUAAUUACAGAUAUACAUUGGCUGUCUGAUACAUUUGAGAUUAAUAGGAUGGGUUCUGUCUAUGAGAAUCGAAGUGAAAUAUGCUGUCAACUUGUGACAUGUUCAGCAGAUUGCACAAUAUGUUUUUGGGAUAUCAGACCACAGAAAGCUUUAACUCCUCAGCAAACAGAAAAAAAGAAAGAAGAAAAUAUUGAAAUUCCUUAUGAUAUACCAUCUACUUUUUUGCAUCUAGAUCUCUCCUGGAAACCUCUUGCUAAGAUAAGGCUGUCUAAGGGUGACACAAGUUUAGACCACUGUCCAACCAAGAUAAGCUUGAGUGAAGAACAUCUCCUUUACAGAACGCAAGAGAAAGCAGUAGCCCAGAGCAAAGCAACAAAAGUCGGAGAGAUGAACCCAUACCAUAAUCUGGAAGCUGGGUUGGCCAAUCCUUUUAAACCAAUAGAGGACUUCUGUACAAAGUUCUUUGUGGGAACAGAGGAAGGUGAAGUGAUAUACACAGACUGGAAAAUGGAAAGAGAUCCCGACACUGGACGAUUGAUGACAAAGAAGCCAGUUAACCUCUACACUGUCCAUGAUGGAGCUGUCCACACUAUUCAGAGGUCACCUUUUUACAAGGAUAUUAUCCUGACUAUUGGAGGAUGGAAUCUGGCUAUCUGGAAAGAAGGUGUUAUGAUUGGACCCCUGCUUCAGUCAUGCUGUGCACCAAAAAGGUACACCUCAGGGCACUGGUCCCUGACAAGGCCUGGAGUUUUCUAUAUUGGCCGAGAAGAUGGAUAUAUCGAUAUCUGGGACCUUCUGGAGAAAACCCAUGAACCAGCCCAGUCACAAAACAUCUGCAUAACAAUGAUCACCUACAUCAAACCCUGGAUCCUUUCUGCUAAGCAGCAAUUUAUAGCCAUAGCUGAUUAUUACGGAACACUACAUAUAUUAGAAAUUCCUUGGACAUUAAGUCACCCUUCCUCCAAUGAGAUAGCAAGUGUUAACCACUAUUUUGAAAGAGAAGUCAAGCAUCUGGAAUAUGUGGAGCACCGCAAAAAAAUUCGUGAACAAGAAAAGGAACAAAUGGAGCUGGAAAUAGAGAAGGAAAAAAUUAAAACAUAUCAGAAGUCAAAAGAACAAAUAGAGGCUGAAUUGAAAAUGGACUAUGAAAAUUAUUUGGAACUGGAAAAGACUGUCCUCGUCAAUCUUGGACUAAUCAAAGUCUCAGAGAAGGUGUCACACAUAGACAUAUAG